UUACAUGCCAACAAUACAAUAACGGGUUAUAAUGUGUCGAGAAAACGAACUGUUCGAUUGUUCGAUUUCUGAACUACACUAUAUAUAAACCUGGAGCAUGUAUUUUUAAAUGUCAAAUAACGAACAGCUGUUUGUGUACACAAACCACAGGAUACAUGUGAAUUCAUGUACGAAGUUGUAAAUACCGGAUCAAGCCGUACAUUCAAGUGUAUUCCAGGCGAAGUACAAGUUCAACCGGAUCAACACCUCUGUAAAGAACAAACGGUUUCACUAGUUGAUUCAUUUUUAGGAAGUAACCGCGACAUUUCAAACGUGCACGAUAUCCCAUUGUGAAUUUGCGUCGAACGGUAGAACGCAACGUUGAAUCAAGAAGAGUGCAAUUCAGCAUUAACACGAUGGCUCGCGCAACUGGGAAAGCGCAUAUGAUUGUUCUAGACGUAGGUCUCACCACGGCGAUGGCUACCGGGAUCGAUAAGCAAUCCUUCUUUCAAAAGUCAAAAGCUUGUGCAUCCCUUAUCAUACAGCGAUUGAUUUUCAGCGCUCCAAACGACCAUGUCGGUAUCGUGCUACUAGGAACAACUGAAACCAACAAUCAACUCAAUGUCGAACUAGGCAGAUACGAACACAUUACUGAAGCUUUUGAAUUGAAACAAGCAAAUUGGCCAACAUUAAGAAUACUGCUGGAUCAAGUAGCACAAACGGAUGUGGAAGCAUGCUGGUUUGACGCGUUGAUAGUAGCGUUAAACUUUCUGCGAAACGGUGCACAGGGCAAAAAGUGCACCGAGUAUAGUAUCAUUUUAAUUUCUCCCUUUUUUACAAGCUCUCAUGUCACGCAGGAUCAGCUAGAGAGCGUGAUGGAUGGUUUUCGUAGCAUGGAAUGUGUACUGCAUGUCAUUACCAAUUAUGUACUACAUCCGGCAGCAUUUAUCGCAUCGAUCUUCACCACGUCUGGUACUUUCGAUGAGAAUGCAAGUAAAUCCGAUGCACGAUCGCUAAACGAGCGAACGCUAAAGAAAGUAUUAGAUGAUACAAACGGAACCGUGUCGAAUAUAAACUGGGCAGAACGAAUGUUAACUUUCUUUGACCCAAAAGUGGUACGGCCUACACCGUGGAACUCUUUACUGAGCAUCGGCACGAAAGUAAAAUUGUCCAUUUCGGCGUAUGUUAUGAUCGUUCAACAGAAAGGAUUGGGAUCGUUCAAAGUGGAUAGCGUCAGCGAUCCCACCAGCAGUGGCAGCUCGAAAGUGGAAAUGAAAACACAAUACUUGUUGAACGAUAAACCAAUCGAAAUUUCUAUGCAAGACAUCAUUAUGGGAUAUAUGUACGGUUCGACGGCAGUGCCAUACGACAAUACGAUCGACAUUGAGUACAGGUCGGGUGAUUCGCGACUAGCCUGUUUAGGGUUUACCGCUUCCAGCAAUAUACUCGAGGAACAUUUGAGCGCCAAGGGAUCGCUUGUUGUUGUGGCAAAAAAAGGUUGUACCGCCUCGAACCACAAGCUGUCCGCAUUGGUUAAAGCAAUGUAUGAACUGAAAGUUAUCAUGAUCGCCACCAAGGUGUAUCGCAAAGACAACAGGCCAAGGCUGAAUGCCUUAGUACCAACGUAUAGAAACGAAAUUCCGUGUCUCAUAAUGAUGGAACUUAUAUUUAAGGAUGAGAUGUGCUGUUUGAAGUUUCCUCCACUGCUGAAAUCUAAACCAAUGCCAACAGACGAACAGUAUGAUGCGGUCGAGAAGUUAAUCGAAAGUAUGAAUUUAAUGGAUGCGAUCGAGGAUUCUAACGGGGAGUCUCGUGAAGCGUUUGCCAUGCAUAACACGUUCAACCCAUCGCUUCAGAACGUUUAUCGAGCGGUAGCUCAUCGUGCACUCCAUCCCAAAAAACCCCUGCCAGCGGUUAUGGACAGCACAUUACAGGAAUUAAUCGAAGUGCCGAAGAAGGUGGCAAAUCGUGCAAAACCAGCCCUUGACGAAGUAAAGAGACAGUUUGAAUUGAAAGAAAUCACACAAAACACCCGCACCGAAUGGCUUCAACGAAUGGCAAAGAUAAAACUGGCAGAUGAUGCUACUUCCAGCAUCUCAACCAUAGACAGCGGCGUUCUCAUGGACGAUGAUGAUGCCGAGCGUAGAAUGGUUGUUUCCGUGGGUACCGUCACACCUGCGGAAGAUUUCGUUCUUCUACUGCGCAGGGGAGAAAGAUUUGCCACCGUAGCUACCCAACUACAGAACGUACUAUUCGAAUUGUUGUUUACAUCGAUGCGAGCACCAGAUGAUAAAGUAGUUACAGCGCUGAUUGUGUACCGUAGCGAAGCGCAACACCUUGGCCCAUAUCGGUACAAUGAGUGGAUGGCUGAGUUUAAGAAAAUGCUUCUAACUCGCCGCAAGGAAGAGUUCUGGAAGACAGUUAUCGUUGGUAAGCGGUUGGGUCUGAUCGAUUCGCAGGAAAGUGAGAUGAGCACGAUAAGUGUGGAACAGGCAGCAAACUUCUACGAGACACCGUCCGAAAAUAAGUCUACCGUUGAAAGUUUCAGCGGAGAUAACAUAGAGUUGGAUAGCUUGUUCGAUGAACUAAAUGGAUCGUUCUAGGUAAUGUUAAUUCUUGAUUUCUUUUUAACAUGGGAUGGUAUUUUACCAUUUUUAGAUAAGGUAUUUUUUUUCCUUUCUAUCUUGGAGUGCGUGUUUCCUUACCACUGAAGAUAAUGAGAUAAAAUUAUGACCGUCUAUACAAGUAUCCAGUAUUAUAAUAAAUGAUACAUUUAAAUAGAGUUUUUCUUACAAUUCAUUCUAUUUUAAAACAGGUCUAGUUCGAGUUUAGUGUAUUUUGUUGCUUAACUUAUGUUAAAUUAUAUGUACAAUCAUAGCUUUUAACAUGUGAUAUCUCUUGUAGAUGAAUAGUUCUUCCAUCACAUGGUUUUGAGGUACCGGUGUGUCGCUGUGCUAUUUGCACUUACAGAUACCUUCAUACGCAUCUCAAGUACACGGUCGGAAUUUUGAAGAGCGCGUAAAUGCAUUUUUUCAACUUAUCAAACAACUCCCAUUAAAUACCCCACAUCCACUCGUCACACACACACAAUAAACAUUAUCUACGCGAUGCGCCCGGGACAUUCGCGUAUCUAUCGGUUCAACAGCGUGAUGUACACGACAUCGUGUCACAUGUAAUUUACCCUCGUCCUGCAGUAAAGAUAACGGAAACCCCGGGGUGAGAAAAGCCACAAACAAUUAUUGGCUAAUGUGAACAAGGAUGAUAGUUAGUGCAAUUAGCGCAGGGCAGGGUGGAUUAGAUUCAUUGAUUCGGUGUUAAUGUAGGGUCCAUAAGCGAUGCAAAAUGCCGGUGUGAAAAACCUGCAAAAGCACAUCAUUUCUUUUGUUUAUCUCACAUAAACACGCAACGCAAAGAUGAUAAGGUAGUGUUAAGUAAUAAGCUUAGAACGAUAUGUUAGGAUAAGUUCCUUUUUGAAUGUUACAAUUGCUAACAAUUUUUGAUAAACUGACCGAUUUAGUAGCAUAACAUUACAUGCAGCAAUCCCAAAAAAUCCCAAUCCGAUAAUGUACCGAAUUGAUACUAUAAAAUCAGCUCGAAUUGCUUGCUGAUAACACCAUGCAAUCGAAAUACAAAUUGGUAAAACUACACUCCCCACUCUAAUUUUUUUGCCAUUCACGAUGAAUAAGGAUUUUAUGUAUUUUCCAGUUUUGACCAAAUACGUAAUAAUCAGCGGAUAAACGUCUGUGCCAAAAACUGAACAGAGGGUAGAAAUAAAUAAACGUAUGACGCCUUGCGAUAAGGAGCCUACAUCCAGUA
This is a messenger RNA of Anopheles funestus (African malaria mosquito), 3795 nucleotides long. Its product is annotated as X-ray repair cross-complementing protein 5-like. Gene Ontology annotation, cellular component: Ku70:Ku80 complex; nucleus. The transcript is spliced from 4 exons. Bases 396 to 2582 code for a protein of 728 amino acids. Lineage: Eukaryota; Metazoa; Arthropoda; Insecta; Diptera; Culicidae. Gene Ontology annotation, biological process: telomere maintenance; DNA recombination; cellular response to X-ray. Gene Ontology annotation, molecular function: telomeric repeat DNA binding; double-stranded DNA binding; DNA helicase activity. The record is from RefSeq and is a predicted model, not a curated record.